AUGAGUGAAGCUGAAGUUAUAAUCUCACGACCAUUGAGUGUGGCAGAAAAUUUCUUUCGAUCAAGAACAGCUUCAGGUUUUUACCGAAAUUUUCAAGUGACUGCUACUUACAAUUUUGAUUUGAAGAAAAACAAUUUGCAACUGCUUUAUUACGCAUUAAGAAAGACCUUGAUCGAGUAUCCAAUUCUUGCUUCAAACGUUCAAUUCAAUAAAAAAAUAAAGACUUAUGAAUAUGAACUACUCAAGGAAAUCAAGUUAAGAGAUGUAUUGGUUAUGGAAACACAAACUUAUUCAAACCAAUACUUAACUCACGGUGUCAUUAAUGAAAAGUUUAUGAAGUCAGCAAACAACAUUCAGUUUGAGCUUUACUGUCAAAAACCAUUGUUUUGUCUUAUUCUCAUUGAUGAAUACAACUUGUCUGCUGUGUUUGAACACACCAUUGGCGACGGGUUGGUUGGUAAUUACUUUCACGAGGCAUUAUUGAAAAACUGGGCUCGUUGUGAAAAUGAGGGUUUAUUAGAUAAAGUUGAAGGAGAAAAAAUCCAUGCUUGCCCAGAUCCCCUUGACUCUGUAUUGUUUAGUUUUCAAAAUGAUAAGAGUCUAAUUGAGCAUUCUUUACCACCACCUAUGGAUAUAUUUCUCGAAGAUAUGGACCUUGACUAUACUUAUGGCGAUAACAAGUUUCACGAAAGAGUGGCCCCAGCAACACACCCUACAAAAUGGGCGGGAAGAUUUAAAGCUCAAGAUACACACGAAAUUGCAUUCAAAUUAAUCAAUUUAACUGCCAAUGAGACAGCAACAAUUUUGCGCAAGUGUAAGGAAAAGAAGGUUACUUUAACACCGUAUAUCGAAAUUGUGUUGGCAUACACUUUACAACCAAUAUUUGGUGAUGAUUGCUAUGCUACACACAAGAUUGCAAUGACGCUAAGAAGACAUUUUACUAGUUCGAAAGCACCCGUGGCCUACCACAAGAUCCUAAAUGACCCAGAUUAUAAAAUUUUAGGAACUCUGGCGCACAUGGGCUUUAGUGAAAAUUUGCCUCCAAUUACUGAAUUUUCAUGGAAUUUAGUACAGACAGUUAAUAUGCAUUUACAGCAUGCCAUUAAAAACAAGAGAGCCUUGAAUCAGUUGAAAUUGUUCAAAGAUACUUGCGAUUUAACUCAUGACACAAACGAACAAUUCUUCACGCAGCAACUCGGGAAACCCAAGGCAGAUGCAGUAAAGAUUUCAAAUCUUGGACUAAUCAACGCUGAAGAGACUGUGGGCGCAAAUAACACAUCUCAAAGAAAAUUGACCUUUAAAAAUAUGGUAUUCUCGCAGGACAUGGCACCAUACGGAUCAGAGUUUAUGUUGAGUGUUAUUUCAACACCCAAAGGUGGAUUAAACCUAGUACUAAGUUACUAUAAUCACUCAUUUGAUGACUCGAAAUGGAGCAAUUUUGAUAUAUUUAUUGAGAGGUUAAAGAGUAAUUUGAUGUAUUUUUGCUCGGCAAGUCCACAAAACUCAUGA
This is a messenger RNA of Lodderomyces elongisporus, 1509 nucleotides long. RefSeq names its product Atf1p (gene ATF1). Gene Ontology annotation, molecular function: N-acetyltransferase activity. Bases 1 to 1509 code for a protein of 502 amino acids. Lineage: Eukaryota; Fungi; Ascomycota; Pichiomycetes; Serinales; Debaryomycetaceae. The record is from RefSeq and is a predicted model, not a curated record. The transcript has a single exon.